Messenger RNA from Leucoraja erinaceus (little skate), 3151 nucleotides. RefSeq names its product transient receptor potential cation channel, subfamily C, member 1 (gene trpc1). Gene Ontology annotation, molecular function: store-operated calcium channel activity; protein binding; inositol 1,4,5 trisphosphate binding. Gene Ontology annotation, cellular component: cation channel complex; membrane. Gene Ontology annotation, biological process: manganese ion transport; calcium ion transmembrane transport; regulation of cytosolic calcium ion concentration. The record is from RefSeq and is a predicted model, not a curated record. The transcript has 13 exons. The coding region runs from base 305 to 2644 and encodes 779 amino acids. Lineage: Eukaryota; Metazoa; Chordata; Chondrichthyes; Rajiformes; Rajidae.
AGAUAAUUGUCAAAAUGGAAAGAAUGAUGAUAAGGAUGAAACGAUAAAGAGGAAAUAAAUAAAGGGAUGGGUGGAUAAAAGAACGAGCGCUACAAUGCAGAGAGAAGGCCAGGCAGGAUGAUCAUGCGCACAGGGCGCUGGAGCCGUCACUACCACUGCCACUGCUUGGUGUGUUGAGAGAGAGAAGGGCUGAUCUUGCAGCUGCCGGGCUGCUCCGCUACCGGGGGACAAGGGACAGAUGCGGGGACCGCGGCGCGGCUGAGGGCGCCGACAUGCACCGCUGAAGGGGGCAGCUCCGCUCGCCAUGGCCAGCCUGUACCAGAGCACCGAGGCCGCCGCCGCCUCCCCCAACAGGUUCCUCACCUUAAAGGACGUGCGCGAAGUCAAGGAGGAGACCACCAUGGACGAGAAGCUAUUCAUGCUGGCGUGCGAGAAAGGAGACAAUUACAUGGUCAAAAAGCUCCUUGAUGAGAAGUUCAGUGAGCUGAAUAUAAACUGUGUGGACGUGCUGGGGAGGAAUGCAGUAACCAUUGCAAUUGAAAAUGAGAAUCUGGAGAUCCUAAAGCUACUACUGGAGCGGGGUUGUCAGACUACGGAUGCACUGCUGGUGGCUAUUGGCUCUGAAGUUGUCGGUGCUGUGGAUAUUCUUCUAAACCAUCGCCCCAGACGGACAUCCAAACCAACUAUAGCAAAAUUAAUGCAGAGAAUUCAGAAUCCCGAAUACUCCACCACAAUGGACGUGGCUCCUGUGAUUCUUGCUGCUCACCGCAAUAAUUAUGAGAUCCUUACCAUGCUUCUCAAACAGGAUCUCUCAUUGCCAAGACCUCAUGCUGUAGGGUGUGAGUGCACCCUAUGCAAUGCUAAGAACAAGAAAGAUAGCCUGCGGCAUUCGAGGUUUCGUCUUGACAUCUAUCGCUGCCUGUCCAGUCCAUCACUGAUCAUGCUUACAGAGGAGGAUCCUAUCCUCAGGGCCUUUGAACUCAGUGCCGAUCUGAAGGAAUUGAGUCUGGUGGAAGUGGAGUUUAGGAAUGACUAUGAAGAACUAGCACAGCAGUGCAAGACCUUUGCCAAAGAUCUCCUGGCACAGGCCCGGAAUUCCCGAGAACUGGAGGUUAUUUUAAAUCACACGUCAAGUGACGAACCAAUUGAUAAAAGAGGAUUGCUUGAGGAGAGGAUGAAUCUAAGUCGACUUAAACUAGCAAUUAAAUACAACCAGAAGGAGUUUGUGGCUCAGUCAAAUUGCCAGCAGUUUUUGAACACGGUCUGGUUUGGGCAGAUGGCAGGCUACAGACGGAAGCACACCUGUAAGAAGAUUCUGACUGUUCUAUCAGUUGUUGCCUUGUGGCCAGUACUGUCCCUUUGUUACCUGCUGGCACCAAAGUCUCGAGUGGGAAGAGUCAUUCACACUCCGUUCAUGAAAUUCAUCAUUCACACUGCAUCAUAUUUCACAUUUCUACUGUUAUUGAACUUGUACUCACUGGUGUACAAUGAAGACAGGAAAAACACCAUGGGUCCGGCACUAGAGAUGAUCGAUUACCUCCUGAUCAUAUGGAUAAUUGGAAUGGUGUGGUCAGAUGUGAAGAGACUGUGGUAUGAUGGGCUUGAAGACUUUCUGGAAGCGUCUCGAAAUCAGCUCAGUUUUGUCAUGAACUCCUUGUAUUUAGCAACUUUUGCUCUCAAGGUUGUGGCUCAUCAUAAGUUUCAUGCCAAUGGAGAUCGGAAGGUUUGGGACGCUUUUCAUCCCACUUUAGUGGCAGAGGGUCUCUUUGCUUUUGGGAAUAUUCUCAGUUAUCUGCGGCUUUUCUUCAUGUACACAACCAGUUCCAUCCUGGGACCACUGCAGAUGUCCAUGGGACAAAUGCUGCAAGACUUUGGGAAAUUCCUGGGAAUGUUCCUGCUUGUACUGUUCUCAUUCACCAUCGGACUGACUCAGUUAUACGAUAAGGAGUUUACAACAAUGGAAGGCGAGAAUUGUACCGGAAUCUUCUGUGAUCAACAGAGCAAUAUCACAUUCGACUCGUUCAUUGGGACUUGCUACGCCCUAUUCUGGUACAUUUUUUCCCUGGCACACGUGGCACUAUUUGUCACCAGAUUCACGUACGCGGAUGACUUGCAGUCAUUUGUUGGGGCGCUCAUCAUUGGCACGUAUAAUGUGGUGGUUGUCAUUGUCCUGACUAAGCUCCUGGUGGCCAUGGUGCACAAAAGCUUCCAGAUGAUAGCUAAUCACGAGGACAAGGAGUGGAAGUUUGCCCGUGCAAAGUUGUGGCUGAGCUACUUUGAUGACAAAUGUACUUUGCCCCCACCAUUCAACAUCAUCCCUUCUCCAAAAAACAUUUGCUAUCUCUUUACGAGUCUCAAUAAAUGGAUCUGCUCUCAUACCAGCACUGGAAAGGUGAAAAGACAAAACAGCCUUAAAGAAUGGAAGACCCUCAAGCAUAAGCGAGAUUCAAAUUACCAAAAGGUAAUGUGUUGCUUGGUUCAUCGUUACCUUACUGCUAUGAGACAGAAGAUGCACAGCACAGACCAGGCCACUGAAGAGAACCUGAAUGAACUACGACAAGACCUUUCCAAAUUCCGCAAUGAAAUGAGAGACAUUCUUGGUUUCAGGACAGCAAAAUACGCCAUGUUCUAUUCACGGAACUAAGAUGUAUUCCGGCUUUCAAUGGACUUGAUACUGAUGUAUAUUGUCAUAAUAUUCUGAGCAUUGUAUCAUGUAAAAGAGCUUCUUUGGUCUUCAUCAUUCAUGCCAAUUGCUUUUUAUUUAAUCAAGUUCCUGUUUAAUCAAUAUCUUAUUUAACACAAUUUAUAAGUGAACAUUUUGGAACAAUUACCAUCUGUCUGGUUUCUGCUGAAAUAAAAAGCAGCAAUACAAUGGUAAAUCACUUCUCAUAAAUAGAUACUGUCACUUUGCCAUUUUGGAGAUGACUUCUGAUAUUUAUUUCCUUUAGAAGAAACUUUGGUUAGAUGGGACAUUCUAAAAAUGCAUUGCAAUCCCACGUUGGUCAGGUAGUUGAAGGUUAUGGGGGUGAAAUUGGCCUUUAUAUUGGCAACUGAUAUAUUAUCAGGUUUCCAUGCCAUAGGUUAGCUGUUUUAACAAAGACGAGUUAAUUUGACAGAAAGUUAAUAUUUUCAUUAAAAUUGGUGACAAAAA